AUGGGUAUUUUGGCUAUAUUGUUCAUAAUAUACCUUGUUUCUUCCUUUAAGUCACUUCCAGGUGCUUAUUUCUUCAGGUUCUAUUACUACACUUUUGGGAACAUCAUUAGCCCAUACUUCUUUGGUAAAGAUACUGCAAUUAUCAAGAAACUUCAGUCUAACAAGUAUGGAUGCUUUGCCUAUGCUGAAUUAGAUACUUAUGCGUCCCCUUUUGAGUGUGAUUUUUAUUUCCACAAAAGUAACAGCACUUACUUCGAGGAAUUAGACAUAUCUAGAGGUGAUUUGAUGACUAAGAUCUUCCAAAAAUUGUUUAUUAACGCUAAGAAAUGGCCUUACGUCCCUGUCGCUAAUGUUUUUACCAAUUUCUUGAAAGAGAUCAAACCAUUCCAAAAGUAUGCAGUGAAGUCAUCCAUCCUAUGCUGGGAUAAUAAGUGGAUAUAUGUCAUGAGUAAGUUCACAACAAACAAUGGUAAGAACCUAUGCUCUUUGUCCUUAACUAAGUAUGUCUUGAAAGAUGGGAGAAAGACAAUUCCACCAAGCGAGGCUCUGGAAUUCUGUGGUCUAUAUAACGAAGAAGUGGAGAAGAUCUCUGCCAGAAAUCUAGAGAUCCUGACAAAACAAUCUGGCUUUCAUGAAACAUCUCCAAUUGAGCAAUUAGAUCAUGAAUAUUUCAGAAUAUAA
Molecule: messenger RNA, 681 nt
Organism: Nakaseomyces glabratus
Lineage: Eukaryota; Fungi; Ascomycota; Saccharomycetes; Saccharomycetales; Saccharomycetaceae
Source: RefSeq, a predicted model, not a curated record